This is a messenger RNA of Selaginella moellendorffii, 544 nucleotides long. RefSeq lists its product as uncharacterized. The coding region runs from base 1 to 372 and encodes 123 amino acids. The transcript has 2 exons. The record is from RefSeq and is a predicted model, not a curated record. NCBI's taxonomy places the organism in Eukaryota, Viridiplantae, Streptophyta, Lycopodiopsida, Selaginellales, Selaginellaceae.
AUGGAGUCCGCGAUUUCCCGCUCGCUCCAAUCGCUGCCAAUCUCCAGCAAUCGCUUCAAGCUCUCGAAUCCCCGCGGCAUUCGCUCUACCAGAUUGAGCAAGGCGCCGGCGGCAGCUAACAAUCCCGAGACUUUCCUGUCCGCGGAAGAGGCCGGAUUGAUCGAAAUGUCGGGGCUGGGCAUUCACGAGCGCUUCCUCGCUCGCCUCACGGUUUCUUCGUUGAAUUUGCUCAAGGUGAUAGCCAAACAAGAAGGGCGAUCGAUGGAGAGCCUCAACGCGGGAAUUAUCUGCGACUGGUUUGUCAAAGACAAAGCCAAAGGGAUGGAAUCCGCCACCCUCAAGUGGGGGGAAGAGGAAGACGCUCUGCCCUAGACCGAGGAUUCUACCACCUUCCAGAAAACUUUCAUGCAAAAGGUGGAAUUGCAGAAUAUGAUGACUUUGCUGCCACCGCCGAUGCAUGCAAACUUUGCAAAGGUGGUGGAAUUUAGAGUUUUGCAGAGCCUUGAAUGCAGUGUCGGCGUACAAAUAUGAUGAACUUCCCAAA